AUGACCCUGAUCAUCAACCGAGCAGUACUCACAGUUGUCAUCCUAGCUUCAAUUUCAGGGAGCCUAGCUCAAGAAUCCUAUCUAUUCACAGAUGAGCCCAUCAUAGCAGCAAGUGUUUGUUAUCCAUUUACCUGCAAGACCUCCAAGCAAUCCUUCACUUCAGAGACCUGCAUUUUUUACGAUGUUGCAGCAACCACUUUCUAUGCUGAAUCUGGAGCCUGCGGCACAGGAAAAACGUGCACACAAGGCGCUGUUGACUCUGCAAACUGGACUUGCAUAGCUAACCAACCAGCUGGAGGCCAAGCUUUAAUCGGGGAAUAUUGCGCAAGUUCUACCACUGCUUUAGCACUGCUCUCGCCACUUAUGCUUCAGCAUGUACCGAAAAGGUAUGUGUUUCAGCUUAUAAAACUUCAUGCAUUACUAAUGCAGCACGAGACGAUUAUUGAUGCCCAGCAGGACAAUAUAGCUCAUACCCCUAUAUAGAUUUCUUUAUCGAGCAUAAUAUCCUGGCCUCUUGAACGAGCAAAACAGACUCUCUCAAAGAGAUGAGCUCUCAAUCUCUAUAUCAGUAAGUGUUAAAAAGUGCCAUGUCAAAUAAUGGUGACAAGCGUGAAAAAGUGGACAAGUAAACGCGCCGAUUUUAAAAAUGGCUUUAUUAUUAAAUUAAAUUAAAAUUUAAGAUACCCAAAUAGACUGAGAGCACCCAAUAAAUCAGGUUUCUGAUAUAAACCUAAUCAAACACAAAUGUAGCAUUUCAUUUUUAGACAUCUUGGAGAGAAAUAAUGAAAUCAUAAAUAUCUACGACUUUCAUUCCUCGAAAAAAACUCAAAAGUGCGACUCCCCCUUUAACCCAUCAAAAUUCUCUAACUCCCCCCCCCCUCCGUGAGUGAACAAAAAAAUUUUGUUCACUCACGGAGGGGGGUUAAUUUUUUUUUUUUAAAAAAAAAUUUAUAUAUAAAUAUUCUAAAAAAUUUUUUUUUGAAAUUAAAAAAAUCCUAAUUUGCAAAAAUUGGGAAGCAAAUAUUAAUUUAAUUUAUAAAAUUUAUGUUUUAAAAUGCAAUUCAUUUAAAAUUAAACAGAAUUAGCUCUAGAUUUCAUUAUAUUAAUUAUCAUUUAUAUAUCAAAAAAAAUUUUUUUCCAUAAAAAAUUUUUGUUCACUCACGGAGGGUGGGUUUUUGGGCAAAAAAUGGCGAUUUUUCUAAUGGUUUUGUUCACUCACGGAGGGGGGGGGAGUAAGAGUUCUUGCUUCAGUUGAUACAUCUCUCAAAAUCUCCAAUAAUUUUUAGACUUAUGCUCGAUCCAAGAUGUCAUCAAGAUGGCGUCGUCCAGUAUGGAGAAUCUGAUAUGAGUAAUUCUAAAGAAAAAAUUCAAAAGUGCGACUCCUCCCGUUAGCUCAUCAAAAGUCUCCAAGAGUUAUUUCUUCAGUUUGAGACAUCUCUCAAAAUCUCCAAUAAUUUUUGGACUUAUGCUAGAUGCAAGAUGUCAUCAAGAUGGCAUUCAGUAUAGAGAAACUGACUUGAAUAAGUCUAUAGAUAAUAAUUCAAAAGUGCGACUCCCCCCAUUAACCCAUCAAAGAUCUUCAAGAGUUAUUGCUUCAGUUGAGAUAUCCUUUAAAAUCUCCAAUAAUUUUUGGACUUAUGCUUGAUUCAAGAUGGCAACCAGUAUUGCGGAACUGACUUGAAAAAAGUUUAUAGAGAGAAAAAUUCAAAAGUGCGAUUCCCCCCUUUAACCCAUCAAAGGUCUCCAAGAGUUCUUGCUUCAGUUGAGACAUCUCUCAAAAUCUCCAAUAAUUUUUGGACUUAUGCUUAAUACAAGAUGUCAUCAAUAUGGCGCCCAGUAUGGAGAAACUGACUUGAAAUAUUCUAUAGAAAAAAUUCAAAAGUGUGCGACUCCCCCCUUUAACCCAUCAAAGGUCUUCACUAGUUAUUGCUUCUGUUGAGACAUCUCUAAAAAUCUCCAAUAAUUUUUAGACUUAUUCUUGAUACAAGAUGUCGUCCAGUAUGGAGAAGCUGAGAAUAGCACCUAAUUUUAUUAAUAAAUUUUAUAUGUAUCAUUUAUUAUUUAUGUAUUUAUUAUUAUCAUUAUUAUUAAUUUAUAAGACCUUUUAAAAAAUUGAUGCGUUUACUUGUCAAAUUUUUUCUCACUUGUCACCAUUUUUUGACAUGUCACUUUUUAGCACUUACUUAUAUAGAGAUUGAGAUCAUCUCUUUGAGAGAGUCUGUUUUUCUCUUUCAAGAGGCCAGGACAUUUUGCUCGAUAUAGAAAUCUAUAAAGGGGUAUGAGCUAUAUUGCAGUGUCACUACAACUGGAGGCAUAG
This is a messenger RNA of Blepharisma stoltei, 2317 nucleotides long. The record is from the annotation of a GenBank genome assembly. NCBI's taxonomy places the organism in Eukaryota, Ciliophora, Heterotrichea, Heterotrichida, Blepharismidae.